AUGGCUCUCUCCCUGGCUGGCGAGUCGGUCCCCGGAGACGGCGGAGACUCGCUCGGCAUGAGCCCCGCCGGCCUCGCCUCCUACUACCCCUCUUUCCUCCCACCCGCCCAUUACUUCGAGACGGCCCCCAACUUCUUCCAGCCCCUGAAACCCCUGGGCGGGCUGGUUUCCUCCUCGUCGCCUCUGCCUCCCUUCACCUUCAGCAGGGUCCCCGCUUUUGUGAGCGAGCCGCCCCCACCGGGGGCCCCGAAGUCGCUCUCGCCUCCCUACCCGAGCCCCCCGCACAGGGCUGCCCGCAGCCCGGGGGCAGACGGGGCGGUGGGGCAGAGCCACAGGUACCACUUCACCGAGGAGGAGCUCAACGCGGUGCUGUACGGGGCACUCCGGAGCAGCCAGCCCACCGGGAACCUCCACGCCAUCUCGGGGCUCCGGGUGUCCCCCGCCAGCUCGGGUAAGGGGGUAUUGGACGGAGGCGCUGCGGACUCCGCCGCCCCGCUGCUCGACCGGGACUCGCUGCAGCUACCCGAAGGUAGGUGUCCGGGGCGGCCGCGCUGUGCCCGCCCGCGCCGCGCCGCGCUCAGCCCCCUGUCACCCGCAGGGCUCUCCGUGCUGCGGGUGGCCUACGGGGACGUGUCUCAGCUCGGAGUCUUCUGUACGGACCCCAUCCCGAAAGGAGUCCGCUUCGGCCCUUUCCAAGGCAAAGUGGUCAACACGAGCGAGAUCAAGACUUACGACGACAACUCGCUGAUGUGGGAGAUCUUUGAAUACGGUGGUCUGAGCCACUUUAUCGACGGGAAGGGCUCCACUGGCAACUGGAUGUCCCUGGUGAACUGUGCUAGGUUCCCCGAGGAGCAGAAUUUGACGGCUAUCCAGUGCCAGGGACAAAUCUUCUACGAGACCUGCAAGGAAAUCUUCCCGAACCAGGAGCUGCUGGUGUGGUACGGCGAUUGCUACGUGCAAUUUCUGGGCAUCCCAAUCAGCUUGAAGGGCAUGGCAGAGGGAAAGAAACCCCCACAGCACCCCGAAGAAGCCGGGGAGAGCUUCAAGUGUGAGCGCUGCGGCAAAGUUUUUGCCUACAAGUACUACCGGGACAAGCACCUCAAGUACACCCGCUGCGUGGACCAGGGGGACCGCAAAUUUCCUUGUCACCUUUGUGACCGAUCCUUUGAAAAAAGAGACAGGCUGAGGAUCCAUAUUCUCCACGUUCACGAAAAGCACAGACCUCACAAGUGCUCUGUGUGUGGGAAGAGCUUUUCUCAGUCCUCAAGCCUAAACAAACACAUGAGGGUUCACUCUGGAGAGCGCCCCUACAAAUGCGUCUACUGCAACAAGGCAUUCACAGCAUCCAGCAUCCUGCGCACUCACAUCCGCCAGCACUCGGGGGAGAAGCCCUUCAAGUGCAAGCACUGCGGCAAAGCCUUCGCCUCACACGCCGCCCACGACAGCCACGUGCGGCGCACGCACAGCAAGGACAAGGGCUGCGCCUGCUCCGUGUGCGGCCAGCACUUCCCCGAGCAGGAGGAUUGCAACUUCCACAUGAAGGUUCAUGCUGCUCAUUAG
Molecule: messenger RNA, 1560 nt
Organism: Taeniopygia guttata (zebra finch)
Lineage: Eukaryota; Metazoa; Chordata; Aves; Passeriformes; Estrildidae
Gene: PRDM14
Product: PR/SET domain 14
Biological process (GO): regulation of transcription by RNA polymerase II
Cellular component (GO): nucleus
Molecular function (GO): RNA polymerase II transcription regulatory region sequence-specific DNA binding; protein binding
Source: RefSeq, a predicted model, not a curated record